AUGUCGUCGGCCGCCGUUCAACCGCAGAGCCCGCACUCUCACCAGCAAUACGGCGAACACUACACACCCACCUCUGCCGCUCACGCCAGCGCCGCACCUACGACCGUGUCAUCUCCACAAUCCGCAUCACGGCGGCCUGUAGGCAAUACUUCAGGCCCAAACACUCCCCAGCAGCAGCAGUCACAGUACUCCUCUGCAGCCAUGGGCUCACCGCGCGGUCAAGAUUCGCCCGGUAUGAACGCAUCGACCUACGCCCAAUUCUAUCCCGAGCCGGCAACGUCCUUACCCAUCCGCGCCGCCACGUCCUAUCAGUCUCAGUCGCCGAAUCCCGCACCAGCAUCGUACGAUUCACGAGGAUACAGCUCACGUCCGCAAUCGCAAUCGCAAUCGCAUGCACAGACUGGGUAUGGAAGCGGGAGUGAUAGCGAUCGUCGGCGGACAACACAACCAUCAAGGGAAGAGCAGCCAGGCAGUGGACGGAGCCAGCGUACACGCAAUGCCCCUACAUCUAGCAGAUCAUCCACGGCUGUCGGUCAGCCUCCCAUGGGUACAGAUCUACCGCGGGAGAACAGUGCUGUUAUCAACCGUAUCGUAGUUGAUGAUCCGCAGGAGGAUGUGGCUCGGGCAGAAGCUCGCAAGGCCGAAGGCCGGCCACUGGGAACUACCAACAAUAUGCAGGAUGUUGCAGAGGCGGCACCAGUACAGCGGAGCCGUCAGGAACAUCUCAAGCACGGAAAUUCGCAUAAGAGCAAAGAGGUCAAGUUCGGCGACUACAUCCUCGGUCAGACAAUUGGCGAGGGAGAGUUCGGCAAAGUCAAAAUGGGGUGGAAGAAGGAUUCCACUGUCCAGGUUGCCAUCAAGCUGAUCCGAAAGGAAAGCCUCGCCGGAAACACUACUCGCCUUCCUAAGAUUUACCGGGAAAUCCACAUCUUACGCGAGCUUCAACAUCCCAACAUUGUCCGCCUACACGAGUUUGUGGAGACGGAGCGACAUAUGGGCAUCAUUCUGGAAUACGCCUCUGGAGGCGAGUUGUUCGACUACAUUCUCAAUCACCGCUACCUCAAAGACCCUGCAGCGCGGAGACUCUUUGCUCAACUGGUUUCUGGUGUUGGAUACUUACAUAAGAAGGGCAUUGUUCACCGCGAUUUGAAACUGGAGAAUCUGCUAUUGGACCGCAACAAGCACAUAAUAAUCACCGACUUUGGAUUUGCAAACACAUUCAACCCCGAGGAUGAGCUAGGUGAAGAGGCGGAGAAUCGGAUAGGCGACAAGAACUAUAUCAAGUCGCAAGGACUGGACAAGGUGAUACCGUGGAGAGAUGGCAGAGAUGGAGGUCACCGGAGAGGCGAUCUCAUGCAGACAUCGUGCGGAAGUCCAUGUUACGCGGCUCCUGAGCUGGUCGUGAGCGAUGGUCUCUACACUGGCCGGAAGGUGGAUGUGUGGAGUUGCGGUGUCAUUCUGUACGCCAUGUUGGCAGGAUACCUACCUUUCGACGACGAUCCCGCGAAUCCUGAAGGCGACAAUAUCAAUUUGCUGUACAAGUAUAUCGUCAGCACUCCAUUGACCUUUCCCGAAUACGUCACACCACACGCUCGCGACCUCCUACGAAGAAUACUGGUCCCGGAUCCCCGACGAAGAGCAGACCUGUUCGAGGUCGCUCGUCACAGCUGGCUGAGCGAAUACACACAUGUUGUAGGUUUCAUCGGAAGUCGGGUCAAGAGUGAUGUGGAUCCAGUCUCUGUGCGCAACGACGGUGAGCCACAACUCGGACGUAGCGCUUCGGUCAGGGAGCCAACGACUAGAGGCCCUGCGGACCGAUCUUCCAUGUCUGCAGCGAAGCAUGCUGUCAUGGCCGGUGUCGGUGGUGACGAAGCGAAUGACAUGCGGAACAAGACUUCCCGCGACCAGAAGAGACGGACAGUACAGCUGGAGUAUGUGGCACCGAAUGUUGCAAACCCGCGCGGAGACUCUUCUCAAGAUCUUGGCGGUCGCAAGGCGGUGUCACAAUCUGCUGGCACGGCAUCGAGGACAAGAGCACGAGCAGACGGACACGGACCGGUCGAGGUUACAUCGUCGAGGCAGGAUGGCUCCAUGCUUCCACCCUCGAGUCGACCGCAGCAAAGAGCUGUGUCAGACGCAACUACCGGUUUUGGAACGUCUGCCGGCAGCACAGCACGUCCUACCAGUAUGAGCGGUGCGCUCGGUGUUCCUUCGCGGCUGCCAUCACGAGGAAACUCGUACAGCCAACCGUCUGCUGCUCAGCCAACCACUACGACUGCCCAAGGCAAAAUUUCUCAGCCAAAGUCUGGCUCAGGCUAUAUGAUCGCGGGCGGGUCAGCCGCUGGCGAAGCAGAGCCAUCCACAAACGCCACUGGGCGACCCAGCACUGGCCGCAAGGCCUCUGGACGAUCAGGUGCACCAUCGCAACAGAAGAGCUCGUCUGGGCACAAGCGGAGCAGCACAUUGGGUAGCCUCGCGGACAAGGUUAUGAACCGGAACAGCUCCAGACGCUCAACACAGCAGGAAAGUGCAGCGGCAGCAAAUGAAAAGCGAGAUCGCAGGUACCCGCCGGUCAGCAUGAAGAACGCGAUGCCGAAUGCCGACAUCGAACAACCACGUCCAUCUACAGACGGACGUCGACCAAGCUUCGGCUUCAACCGCAAAGCAUCGAAGGAGGGAGAAGCAAGCAUAUCAAGCAAGAGGACCUCCAGACGCUUUUCGUGGCUGCCUGGCAGCUUGAGCAUGAGCAACUUUGGCGGCAAGAAGGACCAGAACUCGGAUUCUGGCGAUGACGGGUACCGUCCUCCCCGAUCGCAACAAUCACAGCAAUCUCGGUCUAGUCGACCAGGCAGCAAAGGUGUGGCCUUGGGGCGCGGAGAAUCUUCUAGUCCGGCUGGUAGCAACACCAUAAACCACGAAGAACGCCGCGGCAAUCCUUCGAACCUACGUUACGACAAAGCCCUGCCGCCCUCUCCAACGCAGUCCGGACUCGCCAUGAAUGCCACUCCACCGCUUAUGCAGCGCAAGCAAUUCCGCGACGACGGUUAUGGCAAUAACAUGCUCGAACAGGACCCUCCUGAGCGAUUCUAUACUCCCGUCCAAAAUCCAGGCUCCGCCUCUGAACCAAACCACGGCCAGCAGUACGUCAUGGCCGAAAACGGUGACUGGGAGGAGUACGACGCCGUCCAGCAGCCGCAGCAGAUCCCGCAACGUCGCGACCAGAGUUUGAGACCUCACCAACGCCGCAUGGGCGACGCCUACGACCACGGUCAUGGAGGUAGUUCGAGCGCCACGCGUCGCGUCAUGGACUUCUUCCGGCGUCGUGGGAAGGACAGAGGCGAAUUGUAGGAUCUUCGCAGGAGGUUCCGUGGCGAUCACGAUGGGCAGAGCGAUGGCUGGUGGCGUGAGGUGGGAUUUGACAGAGUGAGAUGAGUGUUGGGUCUAUUGGGCCGUCAUUGAUGUGGAUGAAUUGGUUAUACGAGCAGCAGCACGAGCAGCAGCAACAGCGAGUCGAGGCAUGCAGGCCAGAGGCGAAGAAUGGAAACCGAACCGAGAGCAGCUGGAGAGAACGUUCGAGCGAGACGAGCGAGCAUGUUGGGC
Messenger RNA from Zymoseptoria tritici IPO323, 3600 nucleotides. Its product is annotated as Serine/threonine protein kinase. The record is from RefSeq and is a predicted model, not a curated record. Gene Ontology annotation, cellular component: cytoplasm. NCBI's taxonomy places the organism in Eukaryota, Fungi, Ascomycota, Dothideomycetes, Mycosphaerellales, Mycosphaerellaceae. The transcript has 2 exons. Gene Ontology annotation, biological process: microtubule cytoskeleton organization; intracellular signal transduction; protein phosphorylation. Gene Ontology annotation, molecular function: protein serine/threonine kinase activity; tau-protein kinase activity; ATP binding. Bases 1 to 3348 code for a protein of 1115 amino acids.